AUGACCAGGAGCAUCCUUAUUGCCCUUUUGCGCUCCGAUCUGCGCUUGCACGACCACGCCAUCUUCUCGGCCUGUCGUCCAGGCAGCAGCGCGCUCCCAAAUGUCACACACGUCGUCCCCGUCUAUGUAUUUGACCAGAAGUACGUCGAAGUGGGGGGCAUCACGGGCCUGACAAAGGGCAAAGGGCCCGGGCAUAAUGGCGCAAAGACGAGAGUUGCUGGCUUCUGGCGAUGCGGGCCACACAGGACACGCUUUGUGACUCGCUCCGUCUAUGAUCUCAAGGCUCGUCUCAAGAAGCUGGGCUCUGAUCUGUCCAUCUGGGCGGGCCAGCCUGACGUCGUCUUGGCCAAGCUUGUCGAAGCGUUUCAGCGUGAAGGUGACAAGGUCGAAGCUGUCUGGAUGAGCGGCGAGACAGGAAAGCCUCACACGGAGGAGGUCAACACAGAGAAGCGCAUCAAGAAGGCCCUCGCGCCAAGCCAGACGCCGCUGAAGCUCGUGGAGAACAGCAGCCUCAUUGACCCAAAGGACCUUCCCUUUGACAUCAAGGACCUCCCCGACGUCUUUACCCACUUUCGCAAGCGUGUCGAGGCACCCGAUAUGUUCAAGCCGCCCGAGCCAGCACCCGACAAGCUCCUGCCAUUUGUGGAGGUGCCCAAGGUCGACAAUGGGCCGGGCGUGUUCAAGGUCGGUGACGAUGUCAGCGAAGAGAACCUCACCGAGCAGCUGUUGGCGCCAUUGGACAAGGAGCCAGGGCCGCUGCCGGUUCUGGGCCAGCUCAAAGGCCAAGACCUUCCCAAUGCGUUGCCGUUCAAGGGUGGUGAGACCGAGGCGCUCGCUAGAUUGGAGCACUACUUUGGCGGAGGCAAGCAGGCUCCAGCAGCUACCUACAAGGACACGAGGAAUGAGAUGCUCGGAGCAGACUAUUCAACAAAGUUCUCCUCUGCACUCGCGCACGGACUGCUCUCGGCCCGAACGAUUGCGCAUAGAGCCACCCAACUUGACAAGAGCAACGGCGCAAAAGGCCGCGACGGUGGCGGUUACUGGAUCAUCUUUGAGCUUCUCUGGAGAGACUACUUCCGGCUGGUCUCACUCAAGUACGGCUCAAGCCUAUAUACGAUCUAUGGAAUCGAAGGAGAGCUCGACGAGAAGACGAGUGACCAAAAGGCCCGCGAUUGGAUCCAGCCAAGGAGCUUCGACGACAAGGGCGAUGCUUUCGUCCGGUGGGCUACCUUCGAGACGGGGGUUCCCCUCAUCGACGCCAACAUGAAGGAGCUGGCUGCCACUGGCUUCAUGUCAAAUAGGGGCCGCCAGAAUGUUGCCUCGCUGCUGACAAAGGACCUCUACUACGACUGGAGGCUGGGUGCUGAAUGGUUCGAGCACCUCCUCGUCGACUAUGACCCAGCGAGCAACUACGGAAACUGGCAGUACGUUGCCGGAGUUGGAAACGACCCUCGUGCGUCUCGACAAUUCAAUCCCAUCAAGCAAGCAAAGGACUACGAUCAGCAAGCCAAAUAUGUCAAGGCUUGGUUGCCUGUGCUUGAAGGCCUGCCUCAUACGGAAGCCCACCAUCCGUGGACUCGGGCCGAAGGCAGCCCAGAGGGGUACCCGAGCAAGCCCGUGGUGGAGAACAACAUGUGGAAAUCGCAUUACGCAAGGGACGGCUCCAGUCGUGGAGGGAUCCGCGGCGGCGGAGGCGGUGGGGGUAAGACCCACGACAAGUACUAUUUGAAGCAUGUAUCAGUUUAG
Messenger RNA from Acaromyces ingoldii, 1746 nucleotides. Its product is annotated as cryptochrome. Gene Ontology annotation, molecular function: deoxyribodipyrimidine photo-lyase activity; damaged DNA binding; FAD binding. The transcript is spliced from 7 exons. Gene Ontology annotation, biological process: photoreactive repair. The record is from RefSeq and is a predicted model, not a curated record. Bases 1 to 1746 code for a protein of 581 amino acids. NCBI's taxonomy places the organism in Eukaryota, Fungi, Basidiomycota, Exobasidiomycetes, Exobasidiales, Cryptobasidiaceae.